Messenger RNA from Cyprinodon variegatus (sheepshead minnow), 665 nucleotides. Its product is annotated as ATP-binding cassette sub-family A member 7-like. NCBI's taxonomy places the organism in Eukaryota, Metazoa, Chordata, Actinopteri, Cyprinodontiformes, Cyprinodontidae. The record is from RefSeq and is a predicted model, not a curated record. Bases 210 to 665 code for a protein of 151 amino acids. The transcript is spliced from 6 exons.
CAGCAGCUCAAAGAGGCAGGCAAGGGAGUGAGAAAUCCAAGUUAGCACGGCUCUUAGGUGACCCAUAACGGCCUGCCAGGUAAAAACUGCUCUAUCAGUAGAAGCCCUAGGAUGCGCUGAUUGGUAAAAACUGCACAGCUUGGAGGAUUUAGUAAGUGGGCCAGUUGCCAUCGCGACGCACUGGCACGAUAUUGCCAGGAAAAGCCAUAAUGGGUCUCUUGACGCAGUUUUCUCUGCUCCUGUGGAAGAACUUCACUCUCCGGAAGAGACAAAAGGUGCGGCUGGUUAUAGAGUUGGUAUGGCCUCUUUUUCUAUUCUUCAUAUUGGUAGCGGUGAGGUCUACCACCAAACCAGUUUACAAAGACCAAUGUCACUACCCAAACAAAGCAAUGCCAUCUGCCGGCAUGCUGCCAUGGCUUCAAGGUAUGAUAUGCAACAUCGACAACCCUUGUUUAAACCACCCACCUCCAGGGGAGACGCCAGGCCAAGUCAAUAACUUCGACAACUCAAUAAUUGCCGGAGUGUUGAUAGAGCUACAGUCUGUUUUGGCAGACAGGUCUUUCCUCAGCGGGGUGCAGGUGCUGGUAGAUGAUGUUGACCAGUGGACUUCAGUCCUAUCCAAAGUCAACCUCGGCAAACGUAAGGAGAUUGUGACCAUGGGCUGA